Messenger RNA from Argiope bruennichi, 3724 nucleotides. RefSeq names its product structural maintenance of chromosomes protein 2-like (gene SMC2). Bases 80 to 3595 code for a protein of 1171 amino acids. The record is from RefSeq and is a predicted model, not a curated record. NCBI's taxonomy places the organism in Eukaryota, Metazoa, Arthropoda, Arachnida, Araneae, Araneidae. Gene Ontology annotation, cellular component: chromosome. Gene Ontology annotation, molecular function: protein binding; ATP binding; ATP hydrolysis activity. Gene Ontology annotation, biological process: chromosome organization. The transcript has 23 exons.
UUAAAGGAUUAAUUUCGCGGGAAUGGAAAAGGUUGACGGCUAUUGUUUUGCUUUUGAAUUUUGAAAAUUAAAUGUCAAAAUGUAUAUUAAAAGCAUUGUGUUAGAAGGUUUUAAGUCAUAUGGAAACAGAGUAGAAAUAAAUGGAUUUGACCCACAAUUUAAUGCCAUAACUGGAAAUAACGGUAGCGGUAAAUCGAAUAUUUUGGAUUCCAUAUGUUUUGUACUCGGUAUACAAAAUUUACAACAGGUUCGAGCUGUAAAUUUAACAGAACUUGUAUAUAAACAAGGUCGAGCUGGUAUAAACAAGGCAACCGUUAGUAUUACUUUCGAUAACAGAGAUAAAGCAGCAUCUCCCGUAGGAUAUGAACACCUUCAUGAAAUUACUGUUACUCGUACCGUUCUAACAGGUGGCAAAACAAAAUAUCUCAUCAAUGGAGUGAGUGCCAAUAACAAUAGAGUUCAUGAUCUCUUCCAGUCUGUCCAGCUCAAUGUCAACAAUCCUCAUUUUCUCAUCAUGCAAGGUCGCAUUACUAAAGUAUUAAAUAUGAAACCACUUGAAAUUCUCUCUAUGAUUGAAGAAGCAGCUGGUACAAGAAUGUAUGAAGAAAAGAAAUUAAGUGCUCUGAGAAAUUUGGAAAGAAAAGAUACUAAACUUCGAGAAAUUAAUACAAUGCUUGAUGAGCAUAUCUGCCCUCAAUUGGAAAAACUGAAAGAGGAGAGAAAAGAAUAUACGAAGUAUACAAAAGUUGUAAGAGAACAUGAACAUCUGUCAAAAAUUUAUACUGCUUGGGAUUAUUCUAAAACAGAGGAAUUAGUUCAAAAAUCUGAUGAAGAAAAAGAAAAACUUCAAAACAGUUAUAAAGAGCAAAAGAAUUUGAUUGCUGAUUUGAAGAAGGAGAUAGAAAAAGCGGAUAAGAAGAUAAGUGAAAUAGAAAAACAGAUAGAUGAGGAAUGUGGAAAUAAACUUCAAGAAAUUGAAACUGAGUUGAAAAACAAACAAGUUACCGAAACCAAGAUUGAUACACAGUUGAGGAAUUUGAAAGAUGCUUUCAAUGAAGAGAAGAAGAAACAGUCUGAAUUGAUAAAGAAUUUAAAUGAAGAAAAAACAUCUUUAGCCCAAAAGCAAAAAGAAUUGACUAAUUCUUUGAAGAAGCUUGAAAAUUUACAAGCCAUAUGUGACAAAGAUAAUGAAGCUGUAACUGCUGCUGAAAAUCAUUUCCAUGCAGUGAAUGCUGGGGUUGGUGAUGACGGAGAAGAAGCUAGUCUUGCUGCUCAGAUCAUAGCUGCUGGAAAGGACAAAAAGACCGCUGAAACUGAAGCAAAGCAACUUGAGAUGUCUAUAAAACACACAAAAGCAGAAAUAGCAAAGAAAGAAGCUGAAAAUAAGAAGGUUGAUGCAAGUUACACUAAGGAUCAAGCUAUGCUUCAAAGCUUGAAUAAUGAAGUUAAGAAACUACAAGCUGAAAUCAGAAAAUUAAAUUACCAAGAAAGCAAAUAUGAAGCGCUUGUUGCAGAACAAAAUAAAAUAAGUGCAGAAAUUUCUAAAUACCAAGAAGAAAUUGACGUUAUAUAUACGAGAUUUCCUCGACUUUCAUUUGAAUAUGUGGACCCUGUUAAAAAUUUUGAUCGGAAAAAAGUCCAUGGUCCUCUUUGUUUGCAAAUGCAAGUGAAAGAUAUUAAUGACGCUCGUGGUGUAGAAACUGUAGCUGGUGGGAGACUGUAUAAUAUUAUUGUGGACGAUGAAGAAGUUGGCAAGCUGAUAUUGUCUAAAGGACAAUUGAUGAGAAGAUGUACAAUUAUUCCUCUCAAUAAGGUUAUGCCAAAAGUGAUCGAAAACAGAAUGCUUCAAGAGGCUGAAAAUCUGGUGGGAAAAAAUAAUGUUGCCGUUGCAUUGUCUCGUAUUAAUUAUCCAAAACAUGUAGCACCUGCUAUGGAAUAUACAUUUGGUGAUGUGUUUAUUUGUCCCUCUAUGGAUGCUGCCCAAAUUGUAACUUUCGCUGAAAAUAUCCGCAAAAAAUCAGUUACCUUGGCUGGUGAACAAUUUGACCCUGCUGGUACAUUGUCUGGAGGAUCUAUAAAUAAUAAACCAAGUAUAUUAGCUGAAAUUGCUCAUAUACCUAAACUAAAGAAAGCAGUGGAGGAGAAGCAACAGCAAUUAAAUAGUCUACAUAUAGAAAUACAAAAUAUCAGAAGACUGAAACAAAGGUAUGAUGAGAUGUGUCAGCAAUAUGAGCUAAAGGAGAAUGAAGCUGGCAUGCUGAAAUACAAAAUUGAGCAUUGUACUUUUCAUAAACAACUUGAAGAAAUUCAGAAAAUGAAGCAGUCUUUGGAGGAGCAGAUUAACAAUUUGUCGAUGUCCAAAGAGAAACAAAAAAGUGCUGAAAAACUAUUAAAAGAAUUAGAAGUUAAGUCAUCAAAAUCCACUAGAGAAAGCAAGGUUAAAGAAGCUGAAACGGCUGUUGCGGAAUGUAGAAAGAAAGCCAGGGCUUCUAUGGAAAAAUUGAAUGCAUUUCAAGCUGAAGUAGAUGCCUUAAAAAUGGAAAUUGAAGGUAUUAUUGAGAGCCUUCCUGCAUGUGAAGAACAGAUAGAAGCAAGUUCCAAAAGCCUUGAAGAAUGCGAAAAACGUUUAAAGCAAGCAGAAGACCAACGUAAAGAAAUAAAGGAUAUUGUUGCAAGUCUUUCUGAGGAGUUGAAAAAACAGAAAGGAGUUUUGAAGUCUCACAGUAGUGAAAUUGGCAAGAUAAAUAAAGAAAAAGAAGCCAUGAGCAAAAAAAUUGCCAGUACAGAAUUGCAGAUGCAACAGUUGGAACAUGAUAUUAAGAACUGUGGUGAUAAUUGUGCAGAAGCUAACAAAAAGUUGAAAUAUCUUUUGGAGAAAAACAAGUGGAUUGAAGGACAGAAAAAGUACUUUGGUGUUCCAAAUUCUGAGUUUGACUUUUCUUCCUUUAACCCAAAAGUUGCUAUUCCUCAACUGAAAGAACUAGAAGAGCUGAAAGAAAAGUUGCACAAGAAUGUGAACAUGAGAGCACAAAACAUGUUAUCAUCUGUGGAGGAACAGUAUGACAAUCUAAUUGGUAAAAAGAACAUUGUCAUGAAUGACAAAGCAUCCAUAGAAAACCUCAUAAAAGAACUGGAUGAACAGAAGAAAGUUGCUGUUGUACGUGCUUGUGAAAAUGUCAACAAAGAUUUUGGUUCUAUAUUUCGAACCUUGUUGCCUGGCUCACAGGCAAAGCUUGUGCCCCAACCAGGGAAAACUGUCCUUGAAGGACUGGAGUUUAAAGUGGCAUUUGGCGAUAUUUGGAAAGAAUCUCUUAAUGAAUUAAGUGGAGGUCAAAGGUCACUUGUUGCUUUAUCCCUUAUUCUGGCUCUGUUGCUGUUUAGUCCUGCUCCCAUAUAUAUUCUAGAUGAAGUAGAUUCUGCACUGGAUCUCUCUCAUACACAAAAUAUUGGAAAAAUGCUAAAGAUGCAUUUUAAAGCUUCACAGUUCAUACUUGUAUCUUUGAAGGAAGGAAUGCAUUGCAAUGCCAAUGUUCUGUUUAGAACUAAGUUUGUUGAUGGCAUGUCAACUGUCAGCCGAACUGUUCAGAAGCAGUAAUUGGACUUUCAUUUAUUCAAAAAAAAGAAAGAAAGAAAAAAAUACUUUUCACUUUUAUGCAUUUUAUCAUUAAUCUGUACAUUUUUGUGGUUAUUUAUAAAUUUUAAAAUAAAACAUCAUGAUCUCUUU